Cylindrotheca closterium is the source of this 1146-nucleotide messenger RNA. NCBI's taxonomy places the organism in Eukaryota, Bacillariophyta, Bacillariophyceae, Bacillariales, Bacillariaceae. The record is from the annotation of a GenBank genome assembly.
AUGAAAAGAAAGGCUGACGAUAGCCCUUCUUUGUGGCGUGCCAAAUGUAUCGAAAGGUUUCAGCUAAAGCCCGUCCCAGAGGGAUGGAAGGAUGCCGUUGCCGGUGGCACUGAAACUGCAUGGAAAAGAUACUUCGAGUAUAGAAGCCAAGAGGAAGAAAAACUUUCAGUGUACGAUCCUGACCAUGAUGAUUAUUGUUAUGACGAGCCAAAGUGUGAUUUCAUGAAAGAGUGGAAGGCCAAAAUGCGUUCGGUAACGUGCCGUGAGCCAUGGUUUUCGUGGACACCAAAAUUUGGAAGAUUGGUUUGGGUAGAUGAAGACGAAUAUCGAACUGCAGAGUAUUACAGUCAUAUUUGGUCUCCAUAUGCUAUCCCACACGCACUAGGGCUGGAGCAUUAUUAUCACCACAAAGUCACUUCUUUCAUAGAAUUCCGAUCCAUUUGGAGCUACCGUAUGAUCGAUUUUGAAAUCGAUAGCUCGCCGACUGUCGAGUGUACCGAAUUGUGUUCAAAUCACAAUGACGACGUUGACACGUCGAAUUUGAAAAUGGCAACCGUCAACAAGCUUCGUCGAUUCUUGUUUGGAAGUGACAGUGAGGAAUCCAAGAUCAUACUCUGUGAUAAUCAUAGAUUCCUGGGAAUCCUUUUCGGAUCGAUGGGUACCAUGAAACUGGUAUCAGACACCAUGGGAGACAUGGGAAAUGUGUACUUGGGGUACGUGUGGUCCCCAGAUGAAGAGCUCCGUAAGAAGCUUUUUGAAGAAGGAGUUUCCGCUGAUGACUGUCCAGAUGAUGAUGAUGAACCACCAGAAUCCUUUGACUACUACAAUCCACGUGAGAUUUCUUGGCUUGAGCAUCGCGUCAUGGAAAUCACUGGCACGCUGGGUCCAGUGUCAACACACUACGAACAUCCAAAAAAGAAGAAGGAGCCUUCACGUACAUUGACUCCCCAGCAAUUUCAACAACAAGCAGGUGGCCUUAUUGACAUGAUGGAGAUGAUAACCAAUGAAGGGAAAUCUGAAGAAGAAAGAAAUGAUAAAGAGUCCAGCAAAAGAUUCGAAGAAGCAAGAGCAGUUUUGAAAAGUUAUGCAGCCAAUGGGGAUGCGGUUGCGGCGCUGCAAACUCUUGAAGAUUUGAAAAAAAAAUAG